AUGGUGGUGGUGGGGAGUGCUGGAGGUUUCUCCGCGCUGACACGGAAGAACGGCAUCAAGGUGGGUGCCGGUUCUCCGUGCAGCGUGGAGGAAGUGUGUUUGGCUGUGGGGGAGGUUAUUGGACAUGAGUCCAUCAAGUCGGCAGCUCGCAUGAGUGGAGCUGUCGUUCUGUUUGUGGAGAGAGUGGAAGCAGGCAUCGCUGUCAAUGGGUUGUUUCUGCAAGUUUCCCCUUUGACACUGCCUGCAACCAGAGUCACACUGUCUAACGUCCCUCUGUUCAUCAGUGACGAGUUCCUGAUCAGAGAGUUGUCAAGACAUCGUAAGGUUGUUUCACCGAUUAAGAAGGUGAUGUCUGGGUGUAAAUCACCGUUGUUAAAACAUGUUGUCUCCCAUAGGAGGCAACUGUUCAUGCUUCUGAACAAGCAAGAUGAGGAACUCAACCUACGCUUUCAUGUUAGACUGGAUGGAUUUGACUACAUGCUUUUUGCAACCUCCUCUAACAUGAAAUGCUUUGGUUGUGGACAGGAGGGACACGUAAUUAAAGUGUGCCCUGAUGGGGCAGGGCGGUGGCCCGCUGCUGCUGAGCAGAUGGGGCCCCCGGCUAGUGUGGCUGCUGCUGCGGGGGGAACCCGCUGCGGCGAAGGAGCCCGCUGUUGCUGCGGGGAACCCACUGCUUAUGCGCCAGAGGAGUCCGCUGCUGCUGCGGCGGAGGAGCCCGCUGCUGUUGCGGCGGAGGAGCCCGCUGCUGCGGCGGAGGGGCCCGCUGCUGCUGCUGCGGCGGGGGGUGCCGCAGUGGUGUCGGAGGGACCUGCGGCGGCUGAGGAGGAGCCAAUGGUGGAGGAGCCUGCUCCAGAAGAACCGCUGGUGUGUGGAGCGAGGCUGGACGUCCACGACGGCUCCGUGCCUGGCCUUCCCGAGACGCUGUCCAGGUCGGGAGCGGUGACCCUGAGGCAUCUGGUGCGAGUCGCCGGACCGGAUUUCUCGGGUGUCGAGGAGGUCCGCUCGCUGCUGGGGGUCCGGUCCGCCAGAUGGGUGCGGCGCUUUCUGGAGCGUCUGAAAGAGCAGAUGACUGCUGGGGAGAGACGGCUCCUACAGCUGCACGCCACCGGAAAGCGCCCGCCUGACACGAGCGACCCGUUCCCGGAUGUGUACAUGUAUCCGGACUUUGAGGAGGACAGCGGACCCCUACUACAAAGUCAGAGGAUGGAUCUGUGCAAGACGGACCCAAAAACAUUGUACAGAACUUGCACUAAAGUUCUAAACAAGAGAACUCUCCAUAACAGGGCAACACGUGUUUGGACAGACAAGUUCAGAGGACAAAAACCUCAGUGGAGGACUUUGUACAAGCCUCCCAUUAAAAAACGGACUGGUGAUCUUCAAUGGAGAAUACUGCAUUGCGCCAUUGCUUCAAACGCAUUUUUAUCUGUCAUCAGUCCUGAGGUUUUAAAUAAAUGUCCUUUUUGCAGUUUGCCUGAGAGUGUGUUUCACGUUUUUAUGGAUUGUGUACAACUGACUGGUUUUUUCAAUUUUUUAAUGAAUGUUUUUAGCCUUUUUAGUGUGGUUUUUACCCAUUCUCUUUUUAUCAAUGGUGUACAUUAUAACCGAGCCACUGCCUUCAAAUCCAGAAUUUUAAAUUAUUUAAUCUCUGAAGCCAAAAUGGCCAUUUAUCUGACACGACGAGAUAAACUGCAGGAAGGACCUCAGCUUGAUGCGGUGGCUCUGUGGAAGUGUAACAUCAAAGCCAGGUUGAGGCUGGAGUUCUGCUUCCACAGAGCCACUGGGGAUUUAAAGGGUUUUAUACAACUGUGGGGUUUUAAUAAUGUGUUGUGCACCAUUUCUGAGCCAGGAGAGCUGAAAUAUAACAAGCUGCUUUUAUAAUAAUGUCCUGAUG
This is a messenger RNA of Cyprinodon variegatus (sheepshead minnow), 1891 nucleotides long. RefSeq lists its product as uncharacterized. Bases 1 to 1878 code for a protein of 625 amino acids. The record is from RefSeq and is a predicted model, not a curated record. Lineage: Eukaryota; Metazoa; Chordata; Actinopteri; Cyprinodontiformes; Cyprinodontidae. Gene Ontology annotation, molecular function: zinc ion binding; nucleic acid binding. The transcript has 2 exons.